Molecule: messenger RNA, 408 nt
Organism: Batrachochytrium dendrobatidis JAM81
Lineage: Eukaryota; Fungi; Chytridiomycota; Chytridiomycetes; Rhizophydiales
Exons: 4
Coding region: 1-408 (135 amino acids)
Biological process (GO): translation
Cellular component (GO): cytosolic large ribosomal subunit; ribosome
Molecular function (GO): structural constituent of ribosome
Source: RefSeq, a predicted model, not a curated record
AUGGUUCGCUUCCUCAAGCCCGGAAAGGUUGUUCUCGUGCUCCAGGGCCGCUACGCUGGUAAGAAGGCCGUCAUUGUCAAGAACUUUGAUGAAGGUACCAAGGAACGUCCCUACCCUCAUGCCAUUAUUACUGGCGUUGAACGUUACCCUCUCAGGAUCACAAGCAGCAUGAGCCAGAAGAAGGUUGCCAGGAGAUCCAAGAUUAAGCCAUUCAUCAAGGUUAUCAACUUCAACCACAUGAUGCCCACUCGUUACAAUCUUGACAUUGACCUCAAGACCAUUGUCACUGGCGAGUCUGUCAAGGAGCCAUCUCAACGUGCUGGAGCUCGCAAGGCUCUUAAAAAGGUUUUUGAGGAGAGGUACAAUGCUGGAAAGAACAAGUGGUUUUUCCAAAAGCUUCGUUUCUAA